Messenger RNA from Homarus americanus (American lobster), 2510 nucleotides. RefSeq lists its product as uncharacterized. NCBI's taxonomy places the organism in Eukaryota, Metazoa, Arthropoda, Malacostraca, Decapoda, Nephropidae. The transcript is spliced from 4 exons. Bases 309 to 1916 code for a protein of 535 amino acids. The record is from RefSeq and is a predicted model, not a curated record. Gene Ontology annotation, cellular component: membrane.
GCCUGCUGUCACUUGCCAGUGUUGUUCAGGAGGUCGGUGAGUGAGGACGCGCCGCACUACGCUCCGGGAACCUUGACUGGGCCAGCCAUUGGUUAUACACAAGUGUAAUUGAAUACUGAUGAUAUAUACUGUGAACUUUAGAAAAAUUUUCACGUAACAUUGCAGCUAUAUAUUAUAUAGUGCUGGUGAAUUUUAGCCUGGAUGAUAAUUUGCCACUUAAUGUUGUAUGGUGUUGAAGAACAGUAGCCUGAGUAUAGUAGUGUGAGGGAGAUCUGGGUGUGUUAACUACUGACGGUGUGAGGGUCGUGAUGGGCGUGAACGGGGGCGGAGGGUCGCUGAGGGACGUGCUGCUGGUUGGAGGGGGAGGGCGUGGCACCAGCAGCCGUGGCACCACCCAGGGCACGGGCUUAACCUGGCGCUCCCUGCGCUCCGUGUCUGGCACCGUGGACGCUGUGGAUCCCCGCGGACAUUUCUUCCCGGCCAAGCUGGCACUGUCCCUGGCCUUGCUGAAGCUGGUGUUGGCAAUAUUCAUUGUGUCACUAGGGGCUGUAGCACUUAUUCUCCAUGCUGCGUUAUCUACAUUGGGCGUGGGGCUGUGGGCAGGGGCAGUGGUGGGCCUGUCUGGAUUCUUAGGGAUAUGUGCCUCCCGCCGCCCUUACGCCCACGUCUACGUCGUGAGCUUCAUGUGCGUUGCCAUCCUCUCAAUGGCAUCGUCAGGGCUUCUCAUCAUCCUGUCAGCGACUGCCUGGGCCCGUGACAACCAGCACCCAACUGCAGUGUUCGUCGAGGAGGAGACUCAGGAAGAGGUAGAGGUGCUGGGGGAGGUGUUGGUGCGUCGCCCAGCCGUGCUCGUCUCAGGUGCCCUGGUGUUGCUGGGGGUCAUCGACUGUAUGGUGAGCCUCGCCUGUGUGACUAUCAGCGCCAGAGAGGCCUGUGGACUCUACAGCAAGGGAGAAGACAACGCCCAGGGGCUCUCUGAGGGACACAACCGCAAGGAGCGACUCUACCGCUGGCUUGGUCAACAGAAGACCAUAUUUCCUAUUGGGUCGUCUUCGGGUCCUCCUCGCGGUGUAUCUUCUAUAUCACAGUUUGUGCCCCUCUCCUCGUCUGACUCCUCGUCGUCAGCCACACCCAGGAAGACCUUAACAGAUCCCUCUGGUGUGUCGUCCAUACCUUCUUCAUCUUCCCACCGGAUCCACCACCAGACUGCUACUCCGCCUCUUGCCACUCCUUCUCACAUCUCAUCCUCUGUAAAGGGUGGUGGCAGCAAGGUCGCUCCAUCAUCUGUGCCCUCUAUCCUCAAGCCUCCCAGCCAUCCUGUCACCAGUGGUUCACAUUCACUCCCGCAACUAACUUCCAAACACCACUCAUCCACACAAAACUAUGAACGUCGCCAUUCAAUACAUCCACACAUGCAGGCCGCAUACCCACACCUCCAGCAUUCCCUCCACAUGCACCACCUCCAUCCACAUCCCCACGCACAUCCCCACCCACAUCCCCACCCACAUCACAUUUCCCAGAAGGCACAUGCCCACCCUCACCAGUAUCCCCAGCUGCCCUCGUCUCACCCUCACCACCACCCACAGCUCUCACACACACCUCAACACGCAGCUCACCCCUCACUCUAUUACCCCCACCUGGUGACACCUAUGAUGCCUCACUUCCCUUCAGACCAGGAUCACCACCAGCAAGCGAGGACUCACAAGAAAAAAGACAGCAAGAAGCGCAGAAACAAGGAUGGGAAAAAGGACAAGAAGAAGGCCAAGAAGAGCAAGGAGUUAACGGACGAACAGAUCGAGAGAACUUACACAGGACUAGACCGAGAGAUUGCCGAAGAGUUCAUUGACUCCACCAUGGAACCCGGAAUAUCUAUCCAGAGAGCUCUCAACAGCACCUUCGACCAAGAUUCAUUCUAGGGAUUAAAUUAUACUCUUCAUAUUAGUUACUAACUCCUAUGUUUUAAGUGAAUAAGACUAAAAUACAAGAAUAUGCAUUUUGUGGUACAGUAUAAGGUAAUGCAUGCAUCUGACGAUAAUUAUGUCUGUGUAAGGAAAACAGGAUUCAUAUUGUAAAUAAAGUUCACACUAGUACUUGAUUAUACCUGUGUAAUCUACCAGACGAUUUGGCUAAUGUGCCAUACAGUGACAAUUUUUAUAUAUAAUUAUAUCAACAACGAACGCUGAAGAGUCCCUUUAUCAGUUACAUAGGGUGAUAUGUGUAAAAUACAAAGUUAUAUUCAUAAUCUUUACUUGUGGUAUCGUACUAUAAGGCACUUGUUUACUUUUUCAGUGUUAAUGAAGCUCUUGGUGUAGAGAAAAGACGUGGUCUCUCUUUGAUGUUGUAUAAGUGCCAUGAAUUUGUCAUUCCUCACAUUAAAUUGUCAUCUUGGUUUUUUAUAGUCAUCAGAUAUGAAAUUUAUAAGUUUGUGACUAAAAUAUUACUGCGCUGAUACAAUAAUCCACACACACACACACACACUACUACACACACACACACACCACGCACACACA